Chlamydomonas reinhardtii is the source of this 1795-nucleotide messenger RNA. RefSeq lists its product as uncharacterized. The record is from RefSeq and is a predicted model, not a curated record. NCBI's taxonomy places the organism in Eukaryota, Viridiplantae, Chlorophyta, Chlorophyceae, Chlamydomonadales, Chlamydomonadaceae. Bases 88 to 498 code for a protein of 136 amino acids. Gene Ontology annotation, cellular component: chloroplast thylakoid membrane. The transcript has 4 exons.
CUGCAUGCAUACUGAAAACUCAAGCAAAUAGAAAAUUGCAGCAUUGUGGCGGCAUCGGUGUUUCAAGUUCUUGCCUUGCACAACACGAUGCAGUGCGUCAAGCCUUUUGCUCGCACUCCAUGUGGGUUAGGUGCUCGCGCCCCGAUACGUGUUAGCCGCAUCGGUCUGUCCCAGCGCACGCUAGCGACGAGGACUCGCGCAGAGCCCGAGAAGGAGAAGCAAACAAGCCGUGCGAGCGUGGAUGACGAGGUGCUGCCGACCGACGAGAUCGCGAAGCUAGCGGCUCUGCGUCGCCAGCAGCAGGCAAACUUCGCGCAGGACUCCAACAUCGUGCAGGGGGCUCUUGAAGAGGCGCAGCUCAUCACCUGGCCCCGGCCACAGAAGGCUGCGCUGGACACGGUGUUGGUGCUCUUCAUUGUGGCGGGCAGCGGCGCGCUGCUGUUCGGCAUGAACGUGCUGCUGGCGGAGCUCAGCGAGUGGUGGUAUCACCUGGCCUAAGCGGACGUAGACGUUUGCUGGCCUGAGGAGCUUGAGCAGAUGGGGCGGCACCGGCUGCCGCAAGCUGGCGGCAAUUGCUGGCUGUUGUUGGCGUUUUGCCGGCAGGGGCCUUGGCUGCCGGCGUGCAACUGGGGCUAGAACCCCGUGCUUGGUUAACAUGCGGAGGUGACGGUGGUGAAGCAGUUGGAGCCGAGUGCAGCGCGGGUGUGCAAAUGGGUUGGCCGUCUCGCAGGACAGCUUGGCCCACCAAGGGAGCCUUGGGUUUGUGGCUCGUUGACGGCGGAUUGUUUGGGUUCGAGCUCAGGUGGUGUCCUGAUAUCCACCAGGAGCGGCGUGAUACGGGGCUGACGGCGACGCCACAUAGGCCAGUGGUGCAAAGGACUGGAGGGACCGUUUCGCGGAUCAAUUUUGACGACGAGCAAUGCCGCGUUGAUUUGGGAGUGGGAUGAGAGUGAGGAUGCGAGUGGAGCUGGUGAUGAUCGGACUGGUCACUGGUAUUGCGAGGCGAAAUAUGGGUGGAGACUGGCACAGUACCAGAACCUCCAGGAUGAAACUAGUGGACAAUGACUGCCUGUUGUGCGAAGUAGGACAGAGGUAAGGGCCACAGCAUGGCGAGCUACUGCAACACGUGCAUGGUAUGCCACUGCAACACGUGCCUGCAUAGUCCGAGCCGGAACCCGAAAUGGCGCGCGAUGGGUGCAAAACAGGCUAUCUGGAGAGCCCGCGGGGGCGCAGGGCACCGGGAAUUCGGUGGCGGACUUGCGGCGUUGUGAACCAAGAGCGAAGUACCGAAUUACGCAACGGAAGCAGGUGGAACUUCGGGGUUGUGGACGCGAGUUCGCACAGCUUGACGUCAAGGCGCUCAUGCAUCCUAGGACAGCAAACCUUCCCCGCGCGCUAUACCCCAACCUGUGUUUGUGCGGGGGUUGGGGGGCGCACCUCAAGCGUGAAGAACGCGGGGUUCAUAAAAUGGACAAGUGCUGCCUGCAGCUAGGCCCGCAGCCAAGGCGUCAGAUGCACAAGUUAAGGCCUCAAAGGGUGUGGUCCAGGGUGUUAUCGACGAUGCUUUCAACGAGUGUGGUCCAGGUCAAGGGGCAAAGUAGCGCCACAGGUCGUGCCGCAGUGGCAUUCGACGAAUGCAUUCCCAGGACAGUGCAGUUCAUUUGUGAUGCUGCCAACACGAACAGGCAAACAUGUGGCCGCUUUCUGUGGAAACAGUCUUGGGCACAGUCCACUGGCAAAAGCGGGCUGCAAGAGUCGUGUGUUGACCGCAGGACAGGUCACAUGAAAGUCUACU